AUGCAUGCAUCUCACUCGCACUCGGCGCAGUCGCUCGAGUCUGCUAGCUGGCCGAAAGACUCGACUAGCUACGCCGGACUCGCUUCACCGACGAACCACGACGAGCCGAUGAUGUCGCCGCAGCCCAGCACAUCUUAUGCUGCGGCCGCCGCGGCACCUCCCACACCGCGUCCCGCCGCACCGACCGCACCGCAGCGCGAACCACCGACCACCGCACCGGCCACCGCCACGGGCCCGUCGCAACCUGCGCCACGUUCCUCCUAUCCACCGUUAGUCGUGGAGUGUCUCCCAAAUUGGACGAGGCAUUUCGAGGCGCUACGCAGGAUCUUGGGGCACGCACCCAACGCAAGGCCACUUGGGCGCGGGAUGCGCUUCCUGCCUAAGUCUGCGGAAGAGUUCCGGGCUGUGCAGCGCUAUCUCACAGAGGCGGCUGCUCAAGACAGUGCCAUAUCAUGGUACUGCUACAGCCCGGCCUCCGAAAUCCCGACAAAGGUAGCCAUCCGCGGACUACCACUAGAGACUCCGACGGAAGAAGUUGUCGCCGCGCUAGGCGCGCUCGGCUUCCCAGCCGAAGCAGCGAGAGCCCUUCCACCACCCCGAGGCAAGCACGGCUGCACCUACUAUGUGCGGCUGGCGCACAUGUCGCAAGAGGAAUUGCGAGAAUUAUUCGCUACAACUGAAUUGCUCAACAUGCCGCAAGUCACAGUAGAGGCUUGGCGAGGGGGAAGCAAGCCCCCGCAAUGCCACCGAUGCCAAUUAUUUUCUCACAAUUCUGUGAAUUGCCACCGACCCUUCCGGUGCGUUCGUUGCGCCGGUCCACACUCAGUCCGGGACUGCACAAGAUCCCGAGAAGAACCGCCUACCUGCGCAAACUGCGGACAAAACCACGCCGCCAACGACCGCAGAUGCAGCUUUUAUAAGCGCGAAGCAAGGAGGAGAGGCAUAGCCAUACCACCGCCUCCCCCGCGUGCAUCUGCUGGACGUCAACAACAGAAACGUGGGACUACAACGGCCCCUACCACCGCUCCCCCACCGACCUCAGCAACAGUUCCGCCCACGACAACUGCGCCGUCGGCCUCUACUGCUGCGCCUCCAACUACCAGCACUGCGAGAACCACAGCCCAGAGCGCCGCACAUCCAACAACUUUGGUGGCAGCGGCCAAUCCCCCGACGGAAAGAGGUCAACCAGUACAGGGCAGAAGAAAGCGAAAAAGGAAUCGCAUUCCUCGCCCACGACGCACUGAACCCACGGCCGCCUCGACGCCUCAACCGAGGCAGACGAGAGUAGUGACUGCCAAUACAGAGCCACCUAGUGCCGGGCCAACACAGACAACACAGAUGCCACCAACACAAAGAACCGCAGUGCCAAACGUCGAAACAGGAAAUGAGCCGCCUGUGGAAAACUCUGAGCAAAGACGUGCCCAACGCUUUGCUCCGAGAUUCAGCCAACCACCCACCGUGCCGCCAACAUCAACUCCACGUUUUGUUCGCCAGUCCACUCAAGCUCCGUCCGCCGCCCCAAUGGCUUCACAACAGACCCAGGGGGAAGAGCAGACCAACCCGGACCUCAUGGCCAUAGUCCGGGUUGUAAUGGAGGCCAUCAUGACCGGGCUAACAACUUAUCUGCAGGGACAAGGCGUCAUCCCGGCAAUAACAGCAGGAAUGGCUGUACUCGCUCGACUCCAUUCCUAUUAA
This is a messenger RNA of Maniola jurtina (meadow brown), 1695 nucleotides long. RefSeq names its product mucin-5AC-like. The record is from RefSeq and is a predicted model, not a curated record. The transcript has a single exon. Bases 1 to 1695 code for a protein of 564 amino acids. NCBI's taxonomy places the organism in Eukaryota, Metazoa, Arthropoda, Insecta, Lepidoptera, Nymphalidae.